Molecule: messenger RNA, 725 nt
Organism: Aegilops tauschii subsp. strangulata
Lineage: Eukaryota; Viridiplantae; Streptophyta; Magnoliopsida; Poales; Poaceae
Product: ubiquitin-ribosomal protein eL40z fusion protein-like
Biological process (GO): translation
Cellular component (GO): ribosome
Molecular function (GO): protein binding; structural constituent of ribosome
Source: RefSeq, a predicted model, not a curated record
GCCAGUCCACUUCCACCACCACCACCAGUCCACCACCACCGCCCGGCGAGAGGAGAGCAGAGGAGGAGCGAGCAACCGGCGGGGAGACGAUGCAGAUCUUCGUGAAGACGCUGACGGCGGAGACCAUGACGCUGGAGGUGGAGAGCUUCGCGACCGUCCACAGCGUCAAGGCCAAGAUCCACGACAAGGAAGGUAUCGAGCCGGACCAGCAGCGCCUCAUCUUCGCGGGGAAGCAGCUCGACGACGGCCGCACCCUGGCCGACUACAGCAUCCACAAGGAGUCCACGCUUCACCUCGCGCUGCGCCUCGUCGGCGGUGGCAAGGGCGGGUACUACCCCACCAGGAUGGAGCCUAACCUGCGCAUGCUUGCGCUCAAGUACAGGCAGCACAGGCUUGUGUGCCGCAAGUGCUAUGCACGCCUGCCCCUCAGGUCUGCCAACUGCCGCAAGAAGAAGUGCGGCCACAGCAAUGACAUCAGGCCCAAGGAGAAGCUGCGCCCCCACUGAAGCGUUGGAAACAUAACAAAGUGACAUGCGAUAGCUGGAUUAACUGGGAAUUCAAAGUUUGGUUCGAGUCUUAGUUUCAGAUAAAUGUUGCUUCUGGAAUCUAGAACCCUAUGCUCUUGUAUCAGUUUCUCUCGUAGUACUGUCCAAUUUGCUCUUGCAUGAAUGAUGAAAUCAAUCAGGUAUUUGAGGUCUACUAGCUUGAAUGGAUGAUGAAGUCAA